AAUUUGUCACUGGGGAUACCCGGUGCCACUGCAACUCCUUUUGGCAAGUUUCGACGAAAUCUACCGCAGAUCACGCGGGAUGGCUCCUUCAGGCGACAAAAGGUGAGUCAAGCCGACCAGGCAUACUGCAGCAUACAUAAGGGGGUCCUUCCCCAGCUUAUGUCCUGAUUGUCAAGACACCAUGCCCAGCAUAUUACAACACAAAUAUGUCCUCAUCUUCGCUGCCUAUGCCUCGCUGGGUAGUCUGCUCUACGGCUACGACGGCACGUAUUUCAGUGGCGUGGUCGCUAUGAAAACGUUCAUCAACGACUUUGGUACAGAAAAUGCCGCUGGUGUCCGAGAGAUUACACCAGCUGCUCUCUCACUCAUGACUUCACUCGUCUAUGUGGGUGAGCUGAUAGGCUCUUUCGUGUAUCCUGUCAUUUGUGACAAGCUUCGUGGUGGACGCAAAGGCGCUAUUGCCGCUGCUAUGCUGGCAGUUCUUGCAGGUGCAAGUGUGCAAGUCGCUGCUUCAGGUCAACAAGGUGUCAUCAUCGCUGGUCGUAUCAUUCUCGGCGUUGGUGUUGGUCUUGUCUCCAAUGCCGUACCACAGUACCUAUCAGAGAUUGCUCCUAAGGAGAUUCGUGGUGUCGUGGUGGGUAGCUGGCAAUUCACACUAGCCUUUGCUCAAAUCAUUGGCGCUUGUGUCUGCCAGGGCACAAAGGACAUUUCCAGCACAGCAUCUUACCGCAUCCCGAUGGGCUUGCAGAUGAUCAUUCCCGUGGUCGUUUAUGCACUUUACGCUUGGAUUCCAGAAUCCCCUCGCUGGCUUGUUUCCGUCGGUCGCACUGAUAAGGCUGGUGCAGCGUUGAGAACAUUACACAAGGAGAAGUUGGCUCAUGGUUACGAUGAACAAGAAGAACUGUCCCUACUGAAGCAAGACAAGGAAUUGGACGAUCUCUCGAAGGAAUCAUCCUGGCGCAGUCUCUUUGGUAGUCCAGUCGAGCGUCGAAAGCUCUUCCUUGCUGUCGGCAUCCUCGCUGCUCAGCAGUUGACUGGAGUUCAGUUCUUCUUCUCCUACUUCACGGUAUUCUUGCAAAAGAUUGGUUCCGUCGAACACCCUUUCCUUUGGACCAUCAUCUUGGACAUUUUUGAGCUGAUCGGGGUGGUCGGUUCAUUCUUCUUGAUCAAUCGUUUCGGUCGUCGUCCUCUGCUCAUCUGGACAUCUGUCAUCAUGAUUGUCUGCCUCGUUGUUUCUGGUGGUCUGGCUACUGCUGCAGAUGAAGUGCUUCCACGCGGUCGAGGCAUUGGCAUCAUUGUCGCAUCACUCAUUUACGUCUUGGCAUUCAACCUGGCCUUUGGACCUCUGGCUUGGGUAGUUGCCUCUGAGCUGACACCUGGACCGAACCGCGCCAGAACCUUCAGUCUUGGUACAGCAACUUUCUGGAUUGUCGCCUGGGCAGUGACAUUCACGCAGCCUUACCUCUUUACAGAUGCAAAUUUGGGCGGUCGAGUGGCCUUUGUCUAUGCCGGUGGAUGUCUCUGUUCUCUUGCCUUUGUCUACUUUUGCAUCCCAGAGACACUAGGGCGUAGUUUGGAGGAGAUUAGCGAGAUGUUCGAUGCCCGUUUGCCCCUGAAAGAGUGGCCUGCUUGGCAGUCAUCCAGGGCGUCGUCUGAAGUGGGCAAGCUCGAGAGGGAUUCGACUUCUGUGGAUGAGGAAAGCCAGCAGAUGCCCAAGAACGUGGCUCCUACAUCUGGACACCUUGAACAGGUAUGAGUGGACUGUAUAGAGUAGCCAAGCAUGUAGUUUAUGACUGUCUUUUUGCCCUGCGUAUGAUGUCAAUAUCACGUGCCCUUUUCUUCGUCACUUGCGCGGAACUCAGAGAGACAACUGAGAGAAGCAAGUACAAAACAUAUAGCAAAGAAGUCAUGUCUGUGCCCGCGUCAAGCCAGCCGAAGCCUUACGAUUCAGUCGAGAGGAACCUCAGCAACAUGGCCCUCUCCGAUGCAAAUAUGGCGUCUUCUGCUGUAGACCCAACCAGGCCUACACGACCUGAAAUCCCAGCAGCAUUCAAGAAAUUCUCGCUGGAGGGCAAGGUCGCCGUCAUUACAGGAGGUGCCCGUGGUCUUGGGUUUUCAAUGGCUCAGGCCAUCUCUUCAUGCAAUCUGGCAGGGAUUGCCAUUCUGGAUGUGCUGC
Messenger RNA from Protomyces lactucae-debilis, 2176 nucleotides. RefSeq names its product general substrate transporter. The record is from RefSeq and is a predicted model, not a curated record. The transcript is spliced from 2 exons. Bases 182 to 1756 code for a protein of 524 amino acids. Gene Ontology annotation, biological process: carbohydrate transport; transmembrane transport. Gene Ontology annotation, cellular component: membrane. NCBI's taxonomy places the organism in Eukaryota, Fungi, Ascomycota, Taphrinomycetes, Taphrinales, Protomycetaceae. Gene Ontology annotation, molecular function: carbohydrate:proton symporter activity.